Tupaia belangeri chinensis (Chinese tree shrew) is the source of this 973-nucleotide messenger RNA. RefSeq names its product FMR1 neighbor (gene FMR1NB). NCBI's taxonomy places the organism in Eukaryota, Metazoa, Chordata, Mammalia, Scandentia, Tupaiidae. The record is from RefSeq and is a predicted model, not a curated record. The transcript is spliced from 6 exons. Bases 72 to 905 code for a protein of 277 amino acids.
CCCCAGGGACUUCUGGGUCAGUGACGGUUGGGCGGUGAGGUGAUACCUCAGCUUGGUGGAAACACUGAGUCAUGCCCUCCAAGGGGAGGUCAGGUCGGAAGCGGAAAAGGUCGAAGACCCAGGAGAUGCAGGGUGUGCACUCAAGGCUGGCAGCUUGUGAGGCAGGACGCAAUGAGAACCCGGCGGUAGGGUCAAAUCGCGGAGGUGACAAUCCUGGGCAUGAAGCCAUCAUGGCUGCCAUGCCUCAGCCUGUCUGGCAGGCUUUUCUGCGUGGCCUCCAGGCUGAGACACGCUACUCUCUGGUUAGGAUGUGGGCCCACAAGCGCUUCGGGAUCCUCGUGCUCGCUUUCUGGGCCCUGCUGCUGUUGUGCUACUUCCUGAGUUCUGGGUCCUCAGAUUCUGUGUCUUCAGAUGAAUAUACCCUGAGGAGCAAUGAAAAUGAUGAUGGACAAUCUCUGGAAGAAGCAUCUGUGUGGGGAGCACUGUCUAGUUUUUUCUUUCCAACAACAUGCAUUGUAAAGGAGAAUCAGGUGGUAAAACCUUGCAGGAAGGCACAAGAUAUUAAGGAGAGUGAAUGUCUGAAAUACAAAUGCUGUUUUUCUUCAGUUGUGGCCAGUGACUUCAGUUGCUUUUCUCCAAUAAGAGACAAGCCUACACAGAUGUUCCGGUUGUUUGGACUUGGUGUGAUCAGCAUGAUCAUCCUGGGAUGUCUGCUCAUUUGUUGCUGCUCUCUUUGCCAGAGGAGCAAAUGGGCCAAUCCUCUACGAAGAAAGGUCGAUAAAAUUUUAAAGGAUUUGAAGAAGCAAAGAGACAAACUGAAGGAUACUGAGAUGAUAGCAAUGGAAGGUGAUGAAGAAGAUGAAAAGGAGCAAGAGACCAGAGCUCUUGUUCUCUCACUGAAUUGAAUGCGAACCAUACAGAGAGAGCAGAGGAGACUGUUUCAGUCAUCCAAGCCAGAUGGAGCAUUUUGGAA